Auxenochlorella protothecoides is the source of this 4962-nucleotide messenger RNA. Its product is annotated as Homeobox protein unc-4-like protein. The coding region runs from base 1 to 4962 and encodes 1653 amino acids. The record is from RefSeq and is a predicted model, not a curated record. Gene Ontology annotation, molecular function: lipid binding; DNA binding. Lineage: Eukaryota; Viridiplantae; Chlorophyta; Trebouxiophyceae; Chlorellales; Chlorellaceae. The transcript has 21 exons. Gene Ontology annotation, biological process: regulation of transcription by RNA polymerase II.
AUGUGGUAUGGUUUACUCCAUCGUCGCCUGCUGGCCCUGUACCGCCCUCCCGGAGCCGCCGAGCCCCAGUCGGGGGGCGGGACGUACUACACCUCCUCCGGCCAGCGCGCGCGCCCCCAGAAGACGCCGUUCCAGAAGGAGACGCUGGAGGCGGCCUUUGAGAUGAAUCGGCACCCCACGGAGGAGAUGCGGCGGGUGCUGGCGGAGCGCAUUGACCUCACCGAGCAGCAAGUCGGGACCUGGUUCCAGCACCGGCGCCAGCGCAAGCGCAAGGAGCAGGUGCAGCAGGCCGUGGCCCAGGCCGUGCUGCCUGGCGCCCCCGCCUACAUGGCGGGGAAGCCCGGCGACGGCGGGCCGGAAGAGGACGGGAAGGGGGCUGAGGACCCCGCCGCGGUCCAAGAGCUGGCGGCCUUGCUGGAGCUGGCUGCGGCGCACCUCCCCGUGCCCUUCCGCCCCGACGGGCCGCCCUUGGCGCUGGAGCACGCGGAGAAGUCGCAGAAGGAGCAGAAGAAGGAGGAGGAGCGGCGCGCGCGCGAGGCCGCGCGCCUGAAGCUGCUCCAGGAGAAGGAGGAGAAGCGGCUGGCGGCGCUGGCGGACAAGGAGCGGCGGGCGGAGGAGCGGCGGCGCGCGCUGGAGGAGCGGCGCAAGGAAAAGGACCAGCUCAAGGCCCUGCAGCAGCAGGAGAAGGCGGUGCUGCGCCUGCGCGUGCGCGACUUUGGCACCGGGCCGCGCGACGACGCCGACCUGGAGUGGGAGGACCUCAUUGCCGAGUAUCGCACGACGCAUGGGCUGCCCGAGGACGACUUUUUCCCCUCCGAGGGCGACCCGGCGCCAGAGGGCCUGCCGCCCCUGCCCCAGAGGCCGCAGUGGCCGCCUGCUGACGUGGCCCUGAUUCCGGCCUUCCCGCCUGAGCUGGGCGGGACCGAGGCCGGCCCCGGCCUCCUGGAGGCCUGGUCCUUCCUCACCUCCUUCUCUGGUGAGCUGGGGCUGGAGCCUGCCCCCCUGGACUCCCUGCUGGCGGCGCUGGCCCGCGGCUCGCGCUCGCCCGCGCUGGCCGCCGUGCACUGCGGCCUGCUGCGCACGCUGCAGGCGGACGCGGAGGAGGCGUGGGCGGCUGGGCCCGCCUCCACCUACGGCGGGCUGGAGUCCAGCGCGGCCGCGGCGCGCCUGCUGGAGGAGGCCUGGGCCUGGGGCUUCGACCCCGACGCCUGGCGCGCGCACCUGGGCGCCGCCACCUGGCCCGAGCCCAAGAUGGGACGUGAGGGCGAGGACGUGGCCGACGACGGCGCGGCGGGCGGCGGCCUGCGCCUGAAGCUGCCCCCCCGCCUCGGCCUGGGCACGGUGAAGGCCGCGGCCUGGGCCGUGCUGGCCGAGGUGGGCGCCGCGGGGCUGAAGGUGGACGAGAUCGCGCGGCGCAUCCAGCGCCGGGGCCUGCGCGACCUGCGCUCCAGCCGCACGCCCGAGGCCUCGGUGGCGGGGGCGCUGGGCCGCGACGUUCUCUUCGCCCGCGUGGACCUGGGCACCUACGCCCUGGCCGCCAUCGUCGCCUACGAAGCGGUGGAGGUGGUGCAGUCCGAGGCGGGGGAGGCCGGCGAGGGGGCCGAAGGGGCCCAGCCUGGAGGCGAGGACGCCGUGGAACCCGCCGCCGCGGAGGAGGAGGAGUACUCGGACGACGACGAGGACGGCCAGCGCUGCGACUACGACGCGCUUUCCUGGGAGCACCGUGUGGACAUGCUGCGCUCGCUGUGUCUGCUGGCGAUGCAGACGCCCUGCAUCCGCGACACCAUGGAGCGGCGGCAGGAGGAGCAGCAGCGCCUCAAACGCCAGGUCUGGGAGGACGCCAAGCUCCCGGGAUCAGCGGACCACGGCACCUCCAUCGCCUCGCCCGACCCCGGCGCGGGCCGCAUCUUCUUCGAGUCGGGGGAGGACGGCGCGCUCAGCAUCGUGCGCGACGCGGCGAGCCUGGACGCGCUGGUGGGCGCGCUGGAGCGGCGCGGCGCGCGCGAGGCGGGGCUCUACGCCUCGCUGCUGCGCCACCGCGACGCGCUGGCGGCUGCCAUGCCCGCCCGCCCGCUGGCCCUGCCGCCUGCGGAUGACGACCUGCCGGCAGAGGAGCGUGCGCGGCUGGCGGCCGAGCACACCGCCGCGCUGCAGGCCUGCGGCAUCACGCGCGCGGGCCGCGCGCGCACCGGCGCCGGCUGGUCGCCCUUUGCGGCCGGCGACAGCGAGGAGGCCACCAAGCUCAAGGCCGACCUGCUGCGCAUCAAGGACGCGCUGGCGCCAGAGGCCCUGGCCCCGGGCUUCGAUGCGGGGGCGUGGGCGGCCAGACUGCUGGCCCCUGGCACGCCCGAGGACCUGCGCGCCGCGCUGGGCGCGCUGGAGGCUGCGCUGCUGCCCUCCGCCCUCUCCCCGCUCUUCCCCCGCGCCCCGGCGGAGCUGCUCGGGGGCGCCUGGCUGCCGGUGGGCGCUGGGAGCGCGGGCGCCGGCGGCGACGGCGGGGAUGGAGCCGCUGGCGGCGAGGCCGAGGGCGCCGGCGACAAGGAGCACGACGCCCCGCGCGGACGCUCCACCACCCCCGCCGGUAGCCAGCCCCAGCUCGCCUGGCUGCCGGCCACACACGCCUCGCUCGCGCUGCGCGUGCUGAGCCUGGACGCCGCGCUGGUGCCGCGCCCGGGCGAGGCGCCGGCGAGGCAGAGCCUGGAGGGGUACUGCCGCGCGCUGCGGCCCGCCGUCGUGGACGGGAAGCAGGGGAGGGUGGUCGCCGGGCAGCCGCUCGGCAUCGGCGGACGCGUUCGUCCCGUCAGCUUUCCCCCGCUCCCCCACAAAUUGCUCUAUGGGCCACGGAGGGAGUUUGCCUUCCCGUUGGCGCAGUUCCAGAGGGAUGUGGUCAACAACAGCGACGCCUCCAUCGCCGUCGCGCGGCCCAAGGGCGUCGGCAGGGGCAGGGGCCGCGGCAGGGGCCGAGGAUCCGCCCUUGCCGCAGCAGAGGGGCGGCGGCCGGGCGUCAGCCGGGCCACGCCGCGCAUCGUCGGCAGCUCUAAGAAAGAGCGACGGGCCAUGCUGACGCAGAAGUCGGAGCUGGCCAAGGAGUUUGAGAACUCCGGCUCGGGCGAGUGGGGGAACGCAUGGGCGGGGAGGGAUUCCGAGCGGCACUACGGCACAGACUUCGAUGAGGACCAGGAGGAGUUCAACGCCGGGGGGUCUGCCGUGCCCUCGGCAGGUGGGGAUCUGCCAUCUGGGGCCCCAUCGGCGCUACCCUCCGAGGACGAAGCCAUCUCAGACGGUGCGUGUGGCCGGCUCACGCCGCGCAUCGUCGGCAGCUCUAAGAAAGAGCGACGGGCCAUGCUGACGCAGAAGUCGGAGCUGGCCAAGGAAUUUGAGAACUCCGGCUCGGGCGAGUGGGGGAACGCAUGGGCGGGGAGGGAUUCCGAGCGGCACUACGGCACAGACUUCGAUGAGGACCAGGAGGAGUUCAACGCCGGGGGGCCGGCCGCGGCGCUGACCCCUGAAAUGGAGAAGGUCACGGGGAUGGUGCUGGACCACGCCCUCCAGUGGGGCGCGCAAAUGCUGAUUGUGUGGUUCGUGGGCCUCUCCCUAGGAUACCUGCUGCCGCGGCCUCGCUGGCUCCAGAAAGGCCUCGUCUGGAAGGAGCUGGCCCUGCAGACCACCACCGGGUCCUGGUUCAAGCGUGUCACCCUGGCCCUGCAUGCCCUCCUGGUCGUGAGGGAGAUCCUGCUGCGCCUGUGUCCGCCCGGCACCUUCCAGGCGGCCUGGAGGUCCCUGUGGCCCUCCACCCAGGUGUCGGCCUUUGCCGCGGCAGCGGCCGUCGCCUGCGUCGACGACGCGGCGGACGCCCCGCGCCUCGCCCUCGCCGCCGGGAGCCACGCCCCGCCCCACCCGGCCGACGCCGAGUGGUGGAUCACGGAGUCCGACUGGCAGGUGUUCCGCGACGCGUGCGAGGGCGAGGGUGCGCCCGGGCAGCCGCGGUGGGAGGACAUGUGCCGCAAGGAGUUCCCCGACUGCAUCUACACAGCGCAGCGGCGCACGCUGCACUGCGGCCGCACCGAGUACCGCUCCACCACCGUCCUGCGCGACGCCGGCGCGGAGGCGGUGAUGGACUUUUACCUGGAUGACGAUGUGCGCGCGGUGUGGGACCCCAUGAUCUCCGAGCACUCGCUGGUGGAGAGCCGGGCCGUGGCGGGCAACCCGGGCGCGCGGUGCCAGGUGGUGCGCUGGCUGCGCACCUUCCCCUUCGCCUUCAUCAGCAGCCGGGAGUACGUUCUGGGCCGCCGCGUCUUUCGCGACGCCGCCACCGGCGCGCUCUAUGGCAUCACGCGCUCCGUGGACCACCCGGGCGUGCGGCGGUGCGGGCGGCACGACCUGGGCAUCCCAGAGCACGUCGCGCGCUUCGCCAUCCGCCACGGCAUGGUCGGCUUCCUCAAGCGCAUGCUGCCAGAGGCGCGCGCGUUCCUGGCGCGCCGCGCUGAGAAGCUGGACGUGGACGAGCCGGACCCGGACGCCUACGCGCGCCGCGUCGCGGCGGGGGCCGACGGAGGGUGUCUACUACUGUCGCAGGCGCACGGCGUCGCGUCGCAGGCGCACCCGCUGCCGCCCCGCGCCGACGCCGAUGGCGCGGCAGACUCCACGGAGGCCUCCAGCUGGUCGUCGCGGGGGAGCAGCGUGAGCAUGCCCAGCAUGCGCCGCCUGGGCACCAUGGUGUUGGCCUCCAGCGUCGCCGUGCUGCUGGCGCGGUCGGGGGCCAAGAGCAGCGCGUCGAGGAGACGGCGCCACCGCGCGGAGGCCGUCCGCCUAGACGCGCUGUGCCUGGAGUCGGUCGCGGCCGCGCACGCGCCCGCGGGCGCGCGCGCCGCCGACGCGCAGCUGGCCGCCCCGAUGCCGCGCCCCGUGCGCAGGCUGCGACGGAGGGCGGCCCUGCAUGCCGCCGACGCGCAGUCGGUGUGA